Molecule: messenger RNA, 1106 nt
Organism: Balaenoptera musculus (blue whale)
Lineage: Eukaryota; Metazoa; Chordata; Mammalia; Artiodactyla; Balaenopteridae
Product: trem-like transcript 2 protein
Exons: 5
Coding region: 108-1106 (332 amino acids)
Biological process (GO): T cell activation
Cellular component (GO): cell surface
Molecular function (GO): signaling receptor activity
Source: RefSeq, a predicted model, not a curated record
AGGUCUUCCCUGGCAGCCCCAAGUGGCACGUCCAGCGUAGGCCUGGGGCCCUAACCUUGGAUCCCUGCCCCCUGCUGGACUUGUGCCCGUCCCCACUGCACGGCGCCAUGGCUCCCACCUUCCUGCUGCUGCUGCUGCUGUGGCUCCAGGGCCCUGUCGCAGGUGCCCCUGUCGAGAGCGUGUACUCCAAAGUGCGGCACUUUGAAGGGGAGACUCUCUCUGUGCAGUGCUCCUACAAGAGCCGCAAAAACCACAUAGAGGGUAAAGUUUGGUGCAAAAUCAGGAGGAAGAAGUGCGAGACUGUGUUCACCCGUGUUGGGGUGCAGGGGCCGCGCUAUUUGCUGCAGGACGAUACCCAGGCCAAGGUGGUCAGUAUCACCAUGGCGGCCCUGAGGCGCCAGGACUCGGGCCGGUACUGGUGCAUGCGCAACAGCUCUGGCAUCCUCUACCCUCUGAUGGGCUUCCUGCUGGAAGUGUCUCCAGCCUCCACGACCAAGAGAAACACUCCUUUUACGAAGCUGCCCACCAUCCUCCAGAGUGGAACUGUCGUCACAGCUGGCCCAGCCCUCACCUCAGGCCCUGAUGCCCCUUUCACCACAAGCACGACGGUGUUCACACCUGGACUCCUCACCUUGCCUAGACUCUUGCCCUUCCCUGCCUCAGGGAGCAUCAGACUGACCUCUGUGACGGGCUACGGCUUCACUGGCGCCAGCCCCUCCACCACGGGGCCCAGGAGGACCAUGGGGUCCCAGACAGUGACUGCGUCUCCCAGCAAUGCCGCAGCCUCCGCUGCUGGCCCAGCCUCCACCCCCACUAAGGCUGCGCCCCUGUGCACCACGGGAUCGCCCACCACGGGAAUGUGCCCCACUGGCAGGUCUCUCCUCAACCAAUUAUCCCCCAGCAGGCACCAGGACUUCUAUCCUGCUGUGCUCGUGGGGGUGCUGGCCUUGCUCCCAGUGCCUGUGAUGCUGAUCGUGGUCUAUGGCUUCUGGAAGAAGAGGCACAUGGGAAGCUACAGCAUGUGCCGUGAUCCUGCCAGAUCCUGGAGGGACCCAUCCGCAAGACCGGAGCCUCCGUGGAAGCCUGCUUGGUCUGAAGCCACUUAA